ACAAACAAACAAAGCAUGUCUUCCAAACAGAAAAGAGAACUCACUCGGGUUGUUCUCGUGUUAGCGCUUCACCUCUACCCGCUGCAGCUCUGUCUCUCGGAGUCAGCAGGUGGUCGGUGGGAGCAGAUCCAUGGAGGUCGGCGCGCAGACGAAAAGACCCAUCACAGCGCCAAUGUGCGCAGAACCAGCCGGUCGGGUCCACAGGGGCUUCGGUCCAAACCUGCUGCCUUACCCGGGGGAACACCCCCACCUUUCAUUUUACAGAAAGUUGAUGAACGUGGAAGAAACGUAGCGUCCAACAACUUGUCCUGGACCGCUGGACACAUCAGCCCAGGACCCAAGGCCUCGGCCUCGGACCAUGAAGAAGGAUAUCAAGCUGAUUUCACAGGUUUCCAUGGAGUCCAGGGGAAGGUUCUGGGUCCAGCAUUUGACUCCAGUCCACAUUUCCCUGAGUGGCAGGCGAUGAGGCCGUUUGUGCAGUGUGAUGAGAACGUCAUGACCUUCACUGCUUCAGGACAAGGACUGACACACCUGUUAGUGGACAGAGAGGCAGCGUCUCCCAUCUCUCUGUUCCAGCUGCCUCCGUACUGUGGCUACUCGGUGAGGACGUCAUGGAGUGACCUGGAGAUGAUGGCGCCUUACGAUGCGUGUUACAUUACACAAGAGAAUGACAGUUACGUGUUGCCGAUGUUGUGGUGGGACACUCCCCUGAAGCUCUCCUGCCCGGUGCAGCCCUCCACUCCUGCCCCUUCUCCCUCCCUCCCCUCGGUCUUCUGCUCCCCGUACGGCAUGGCGGUGCAGAAACAUGGGCAGGAGCAGGAGAUACCGAUGCUGGGAGUCAAAGUGAACGGAGGCUGGCGUCCAUUUGUAUCUGAGGAGUGUGCGUAUCUUGUCCACUCCAGACCCGACGAGCUCACCUUCUUCAUCUCUUACAAAGCCUCUUGUAUCACAAGUGGGGACGGCCUGAGUCUUCAUCUUGUAUAUAAUGAUCAGGAAUACAUCCUCUCCUGUCCAGUCAGUCCUCAGCUUCACUUCAUCACAGAUCCUGUGAGCCCUGUACCCACCACCCAUCCGGCACCCCCUCCUCAACCCCCAACCGAGGAGCAGAUCCCUCAACUUCAACACUACUCCUAUUACCCAUACCCCGGCCUACACUACGCCCAGCUGCCACAGGUCUACCCUCCUGGCCCAGAGCUUACCCAGCCCCCCAAGACGCCUGAAUCUACAGGAAAGCCCCCUUCCCCUCCUUCUCAGCCUCCUGUGGUGGUACAGGCUACAUAUGCUCCAACUCUUAUCCCAGCGCAGAUCAGCCAAUCCCACCAACUUCCUUUUUUGCCCCUUGAUCCUACUCAGUAUUCAUCUGGUCUGUAUUACCCCCACAUGCCGUUCUACUACCCUGCAGUGACACAAGCUCCGACCUCUGCAGCUACAAAAACUACUACUACCACUGUUCCUCCAGGUACCCACCCACCUGGACCUCCAGCAUAUCCUUACUACCCGCACUAUUAUCCUCAGAUACCUUACCAUCCUGCACCCACUGCAGCACCGGCUACUCUCCCGCUCACCUCACCUUCUCCUCCUCCUCCUCCUCCUCCCACCUCUCCACCGAAAACUCCUGUAGAUCCACAACCGCCCUUUCCUCACCCAUAUUAUCCCUAUUAUUAUCCCUUCUACCCACUGUUCUACCAUCCACCGUACCACCUCUCUCUGCCCCAGUAUCCAGAGAUUCAAACACCGACGACCAUGACAAAGCCUCCCCCCACCACCGCCACCAUCACCCCCACCACCGCCACUACCUCCGCAACAACUACUGCUAAAACUCUGACUCCCAAUGCCACAAAUACGACGCCGUCCACCACAACCCAGCCCGCUACACAGAUGCCUCAUCUCCAGUGUUUGAUGGGGAGGAUGGUUGUCUUCCUGCCUUUUGCUCACCAAGACUCCAUCCAGGUCAAAGACCAAAGGAAGACGUGGCUGCCUCUCUCCACUGUGUCACCACUGUGUGGGUACAUGCUGCAGAUGGCUGAGAGCUCUGGUGUAAUCCUUCACUCUCCUCUGCCUGCCUGCCACAGCCUGUCACGGACUCCCACAACCAUUUCAUUACCUCUAAUGUUUUGGGAUCUGUCCAUGGGGCAGUAUCGAACUCUGGAGCCACAGUGCCCAUAUGAAAGUACCCCUGUCACCAGUGCACCAGUUACCCCACCUGCGGCCACUACCCCACCCAGCACCACCCCCUCUCCAGUCCAGAAGCCGAAAGUCAGCUGCUCAUCCCAUCACAUGACUGUAAAGCUCCCGUCAGGUCCCGUCUCUGGAAUUCUUCUUAAAGACAUGAAAGGGAACCAGAUGAGCCUUCAGGAUGCCCCAGAGCACUGUGGGUAUUCUGCAAGCAAAGGCAAAGAUGGCAGAAUCCAGUUGAGUCUCAGGCUGCAGUCACAGUGCCACAUGAGCGUGCAGGGUAAUGUGUACAUAAUCUCUAUAGUCUACAUGACGAUGAAUGAGAGAAGGGAGGCUCAGGUUUCUUGUCCAGCUGUUGUCCCAGGCCCUGGCAAAGAGUGCAGCCUUCCCAGCGAUCAGCGUCUCCCCUGUGGAUCCGCGUUUGUGUCCCAGCCACAGUGCCUCUCCAUGGGCUGCUGCUUCAGCAAGAACUCCGAGGCCUGCUACUACCCCAUGGAUGAGUGCACUGUUGACCACCACUUUGUCUUCUCCGUGCCUGCCUCCAUCACCGAGCCCCCUCUCUCCCUCGCCCAGCUUGUUGCUGGCAGCAACUCCACCUGCAGACCCCAGAGAGUCACUUCUGAGUAUGCCUUGUUCAAGAUCCCAAUGGACGGCUGCGGGGCACGCCGAGUGGUGGUUGGGCAAAUGGUCAUCUACAUGGUGGAGGUCGUGAACAAGGUUCAAGGAAUCAGUGUCAACCACGGCACCAUCACUAGAGAUUCUCCCGUCAGGUUUUUGGUGGAGUGCCGGUUUCAGCCGGGCUCUGUCCUAACUGUGAGCUACCUGGUUAAGACUCCCACGCUCGGUCCUGGAGUCCAGACCCAGGAGAUGCAUGGAGUCCAGCUCAGGAUUGCCAAAGACCCUGAGUACAGCAGCUUCUACCCUCAGUAUCACCAGCCCAUGCAGAUGCUGCUGGGGAAACCCCUCUACCUGGAAGUGCGGCUGCUGAAUGCCCCGGAUCCCGGUGUGGUGCUGCUGGUGCACUUCUGUGUGGCCUACCCCCGCUCUGGAACAUCGGUGUGGGUGCUGCUUUACAAUGGAUGUCCCAACCCCUUGGAUCCAGCCCCACACCAGGCGGUGUUGUCUGCUCCUCAACCACCUUCUCCUCGGGGUCAAACCCGCCGCUUCACUAUCAGCACCUUCCAGUUCCUUCCUGAUGGUGAGUUCAAGGACCCGAAUGAAGAGAUCUACUUCAUGUGUUCGACCGAGAUCUGCUCACCACGUGACGGACCUUGUGUCGAGGGAUGCUUCGGCCAAUGACGCUACGACAUGGAAAGCACUUGAAGUUGGUUGAGACGAGGAUUACGAGGAUCAUCUGACAGCACUCUGUGAACUGCCAAUAAAAAGCUCCUAAAGGA
Messenger RNA from Platichthys flesus (European flounder), 3572 nucleotides. RefSeq lists its product as uncharacterized. Gene Ontology annotation, molecular function: acrosin binding; structural constituent of egg coat. Lineage: Eukaryota; Metazoa; Chordata; Actinopteri; Pleuronectiformes; Pleuronectidae. The record is from RefSeq and is a predicted model, not a curated record. Gene Ontology annotation, cellular component: egg coat. Gene Ontology annotation, biological process: prevention of polyspermy; binding of sperm to zona pellucida. The transcript has 19 exons. Bases 16 to 3474 code for a protein of 1152 amino acids.